GUUUGUUUUUAUUACCUUGUUUUGGUGCAAAUCGCACCAUGCUAGCGUCCACCGGCUAUAAAAGCCCUGCCUUUUUCAUAGAAUUAUUUAGUUCGCUUUCGACAGUGUAAAAAACCAAUCUACAAACAUGAAAUUCUUCAUUGUCUUCUUCGCCUUGAUCGCGAUGGUCUUUGCCGGUGGCUAUGGUGGACAUGGUGGACAAGGCCAGCAAGAAUUCGGACAAGGUGGACAUGGCCAGCAAGGAUUCGGACAGGGCGGACAUGGCCAGCAAGGAUUCGGACAGGGUGGACACGGCCAGCAAGGAUUUGGACAGGGCGGACACGGCCAGCAAGGAUCCGGACAAGGUGGACACGGUCAACGCGGACACUACUAAAAUACUGAUUUAAUAAAAAUUUAUAAACCUAAAAACCCCUAAA
This is a messenger RNA of Drosophila santomea, 416 nucleotides long. RefSeq names its product antifungal protein. The record is from RefSeq and is a predicted model, not a curated record. Lineage: Eukaryota; Metazoa; Arthropoda; Insecta; Diptera; Drosophilidae. The transcript is spliced from 2 exons. The coding region runs from base 128 to 373 and encodes 81 amino acids.